CUACCAAAAAAAUAAAUAAAUUCAUCUUUAUCAAUUGUUCACAAUACACACAUUUUGUGCAUUGUUUCAUCUCUCCCUGCACAACUCUCUCACAUUUUGUAACAACCACAUUUCUUUGGGUUUCUAACAAUUGAAAUGGGAUUCAAAAACAAUAUCAAAGUCUUAGUUUUUUCUGUCUUGAUCUUCCUCGUAAUCCCAACUCUAAUAGCCGCAGAAUGCACAUGUGAUGAGGAAGAUGAAGAUAGAGACAAAGCCAAAGCCUUACGUUACAAAAUAGCAGCUUUAGUGUCAAUUUUAGUUGUAAGUGCAAUUGGUGUUUUUAUCCCACUUCUUGGCAAAGUAAUACCGGCGUUAAGCCCUGAAAAAGAUAUAUUUUUCAUCAUUAAAACCUUUGCUGCCGGUGUGAUAUUAUCCACCGGUUUCAUUCAUGUGCUUCCUGAUGCUUUUGAGAAUCUUACUUCACCUUGUUUAAAGGAACAUCCUUGGGGUGAUUUUCCAUUCACCGGUUUUGUGGCUAUGUGCACUGCUAUGGGGUCUCUCAUGGUUGAUACUUAUGCCACCGCUUAUUUUCAGAAUCGUCAUUCUAAAAAGGCAUCAACGUUGACACAGGUUAAGAGUCAUGAGGCAACCUUAGAUGUGGAGAAGGAAGUUGUAGAGCAACAAGGACAUGUGCAUGUUCAUACUCAUGCAUCCCAUGGUCAUGCACAUGGCCAUGUUUCUUCCGAUCCGUCUUCAGAACUUCUUCGUCAUAGGGUCAUAUCGCAGGUGUUGGAGUUGGGGAUUAUUGUUCACUCUGUUAUAAUAGGAAUUUCUCUGGGUGCUUCAGAGAGUCCUAAAACCAUAAGGCCGCUUGUAGCUGCGUUGACCUUUCAUCAAUUUUUUGAGGGCAUGGGACUUGGAAGUUGUAUAACUCAGGCAAAUUUCAAGAGUCUAUCAAUUACAAUCAUGGGAUUAUUCUUUGCUUUGACUACUCCAGUAGGAAUUGCAAUUGGUUUAGGGAUCAGCAAUGUUUAUGAUGAAAAUACUCCAACUGCCCUUAUUGUUGAAGGAAUAUUCAAUGCAGCAUCGGCUGGGAUCUUAAUCUAUAUGGCACUUGUAGAUCUUCUUGCUGCUGAUUUUAUGAAUCCAAGGAUGCAAAAGAGUGGUAAACUUCGAUUAGGAUGCAAUCUAUCUCUUCUAUUAGGAGCUGGUUGUAUGUCUCUUCUAGCCAAAUGGGCUUAAGAGUUUGUGCAAUUUUUAGUUUAGUUUUUCAUUUCCUUCCAAAAUUUUAUUUUAAAGUCAUUGAUGAUUUUCAAAUAUGCCUGUAAUAACAGUAGAGCUAUUGCUGGCAAGUGUAUGAAUAUACACUUUCAUUAUCACAUUAUAUUUUGGUCUUACUGGCUAUUUGGAAGUUAAUAAAUGAGUGCGUAUUUUUUUAGCAA
Messenger RNA from Medicago truncatula (barrel medic), 1421 nucleotides. Its product is annotated as zinc transporter 8. Gene Ontology annotation, biological process: zinc ion transmembrane transport. Gene Ontology annotation, molecular function: zinc ion transmembrane transporter activity. Lineage: Eukaryota; Viridiplantae; Streptophyta; Magnoliopsida; Fabales; Fabaceae. Gene Ontology annotation, cellular component: plasma membrane. The transcript has 3 exons. The coding region runs from base 136 to 1221 and encodes 361 amino acids. The record is from RefSeq and is a predicted model, not a curated record.